CAUCCUGCACGCCCCGCUGCGCUUUCCGUGCACCCCCCUUCCCCUGCACCCCCUUCCCCACGCACCCCAGCCAUGAACGGUUCGGCGCUGGGCUCCGAGGGGGGCUGGCAGCCCGAGGCGGUGCUGAUCCCGCUGGCGUACCUCCUCAUCUUCCUCGUGGGCACCGUGGGCAACUGCCUGGUCCUGGCGGUGCUGCGCAACGGGCAGGUGAACAACACCACCAACCUCUUCAUCCUCAACCUGGGGGUGGCCGACCUCUGCUUCAUCCUCUUCUGUCCCUUCCAAGCCACCAUCUACACGCUGGAGGGCUGGGUCUUCGGGCCCUUUCUGUGCAAGGCCGUCCACUUCUUCAUCUACCUCACCAUGUACGCCAGCAGCUUCACCCUGGCCACCGUCUCCCUCGACAGGUAUUUGGCCAUCCGCUACCCCCUGCACUCGCGGGAGCUGAGGACGCCCCGGAACGCCCUCACGGCCAUCUGCCUCAUCUGGGGGCUCUCCUUCGUUUUCUCGGGCCCUUACCUCAGCUACUACCAGCAGUUCCAGCUGGCCAACCUGACCGUCUGCCACCCCAUCUGGGACAUCUCCCGCCGCAAGGCCAUGGACCUCUGCACCUUCGUCUUCAGCUACCUCGUCCCGGUGCUGAUCCUCAGCCUCACCUACACGCGGACCAUUCGCUACCUGUGGAGGUCCGUGGACCCCCUCCAGGACAUGUCGGAGUCCAAGGCGGCCAAGAGGAAGGUCACCAGGAUGAUCAUCAUCGUCGCCGUCCUGUUCUGCCUCUGCUGGCUGCCCCAUCACCUGCUCAUCCUCUGCGUCUGGUUCGGGUACUUCCCCCUCAACCACGCCACCUACGUGCUCCGCGUCCUCUCGCACCUCGUCUCCUACGCCAACUCCUGCGUCAACCCCAUCGUCUACGCCCUCGUCUCCAAGCACUUCCGCAAGGGCUUCAAGAAGAUCUUCAACUGCCUCCUGCAGAAGAGGGCGGCCAACAAGGUGCACGCGGCCCAAGCGACCAACACGGUGAGCACGCUGGAGGCAGAGCUCAGCGAGGUGACCCAGGCCCUGCCCCGCCGCUGCUCCGCGCGCUGCGAGGUCCCGGCCGGGCCCUGGGGGGAGGCCGAGGCAGCGGGGGGACAGCAGCAGGGAGCAGCCGGCUCCUUCAUCACCUUCAAUGUCACCUAGCGGAGCUGCUCCCCGUCCCGUGGCUUCGCCAGAGCUCCCGCGGUGUCACAGGUUUGGGGAUGGACUGCGCUUUGCGUUUAAGUACAUCAAAUCUUCCCCUUUUCCCUUCGAACGCUCCCAGAUCUAGAACUGCUGAAACGAUGCUGCUCGCUGUGGGCUCAGCCAAGCGAACGACUGAGGAGCCAAGCGCAGGAUUCGUUUCCGCCCAACGUGUGCUGAGAGCAGAGAGAUCAAAACCCCAGAUCGGUUCUUGUGUUUGAUCCCCUGCUCCUCUGCCAGGGGCAGACGGACACCCUGCCGCGUCUGUGCCUUGGGCCCUUGCAAGAGCUCCGAUCCCCCCGACCACAGCAGCCUUUGGCUCUCACUUUGGUGCGUGCGAGGGCUCCGCAGAGCACCUGGAGGUCACCCAGGAGCACGGCCACAGCCCCACGGGGCCUCCCGGGAGAGGUCAGGGUUGCCGGCGGAAGCCAGACGGGACAUCAGGGGGACAGACAGCCCGGGCAGGGCUCAGCACCUCACCCCAGGCGAGCCUUCCAGCAGAGAGGAGAGCACGCAGCCUUGG
Cygnus olor (mute swan) is the source of this 1744-nucleotide messenger RNA. It is a transcript of the gene GALR2, whose product is annotated as galanin receptor 2. Gene Ontology annotation, biological process: adenylate cyclase-modulating G protein-coupled receptor signaling pathway; neuropeptide signaling pathway. NCBI's taxonomy places the organism in Eukaryota, Metazoa, Chordata, Aves, Anseriformes, Anatidae. Gene Ontology annotation, molecular function: galanin receptor activity. Gene Ontology annotation, cellular component: membrane. The record is from RefSeq and is a predicted model, not a curated record.